AUGGGCAUGAGAAUCACGAAGGAUUUGGUGUUUAGUUCGGGGUUACUAUGGAUUUAUGGUUGUGACGGGGGAGAUCUGAGGAGAUCUCUAUUUUGGAAGGAAUAUGGGGACAACGGAAGUAUUUGGGUGGAUUUGGAUUGGGAUUUCGGGGAUUUGGUGUACCAGAGGCUUCAAUGGGAUUUAGUGGAUCCUUGUUCACAAGAAAGGAAAGGCUCUUCUCAAGAAUAUGGGUUCAUAUCUUUUAGGAGAUUUGCGUUGAGAGUGGAGAGAGGAUAUUUGCAGCGGAGAAACGAGAUCCCAGAUUUGGUGAGAUUGAUUUUGGAAACCUCAGGGAGUUUAUGGAAUAUAGAACCAAGGGAAGUGAUGGGAAUGGAUACGAAUCCCGGUGAACCGGUAUGUCUAAAGGUAGUCAACACCGACUAUGGAAUCUCCAAGAAUCACGGUAUUGAUUUAUUCGACAAUCUUAUAGUUAGGAAAAUACAGAGGAGAUUUUCUGUGGUAAAGGCUAUAUAUUGGAGGGAUCGAUGGGUGUUCUCAAGGCAUUCUCAUCUCAUCAUCUCUCUCGUGGUCAUUUUCAUUUCUCUCCUGUUCUCUACGCUCGAAGUAGUGAUGUCUCAAGCGAGUUUGAUCAAGUCCGGUGGCUCCAACAAGGGGAAGGAAACCUUGCGGCCAAGAUUGCGAGUUACUCUCCCUGACUUUGAUGACUCGGAACUGAUCAAGGGCUAUUCCAAAACCUUGAUUGGUAGGUGUGUGAAUCCAAAGAAGCAGGAUGUGCAAUCCCUGAUUUUCAUUUUCCCUCGCAUAUGGAAAAUAGAGAACCGGGUGACUGGUGCGGAUCUCGGACUGGGCAGGUUUCAGUUUGACUUUGACGAGGAAGAGGACAUCAUCGAGGUGUUGAAGAUGGAGCCGUAA
This is a messenger RNA of Microthlaspi erraticum, 912 nucleotides long. Lineage: Eukaryota; Viridiplantae; Streptophyta; Magnoliopsida; Brassicales; Brassicaceae. The record is from the annotation of a GenBank genome assembly.